CUGCAAUGAUGGCUCAAGCAUCUGAUCCUUGGGCUGGUGGAUGGUAGCUGGGCCGUGGGCUGCGGCUCCUUUUGUAGUUGGCCUGUAUCCGUAUGCUUGGUGCUGCUCCCCCCCCGGUCGUGAUGAUUCUGUAGUUCUACAGACCUUUGCCUGGUGACAGACGGCAUGCAAUCCUCACUGUCAACCGUAACCUUCAAUCUUGGGGCCGUUCCUUGGGCCGUGCUGUCGGUCUUGAGACGUCAAAAUGUCCUCCUCGUGGAGCCGUCGAUCCCCCUGCUCAGGGUGGUGAGCCGACUGCGAUAUCUUUUGCAAGGGCCUGAACUGGUGCAGCAAGCGCACACCACCGAGGGCGCCUAUGCCAUUCCCACCCCAGAAGGAUAUCAGGUCCACUUCUCGUCGAGGGAGCACAUCAAGCAGCUGGUGCAGGCCCCCGACACCCACCUGUCUCUGCACGCGCUGGCGAAAGAUAUGUUCCAACCGAAAUACACCAUGAACGGGCUGGGCUUCGACGACACGAUGAGCGCCAACGGGACGGUGCACCAGCGCGCCCUCCAAGCCGAGCUGCGCGCCGCCCUGCCAGCCCUAAGUCGGCCGCUGAACGACUGCAUCGCCACCGCCCUCGCCGCCGAGAUUGGGGAGGGCCAGUCGUCGGGGGGAUGGCGCGCGCGGCCCAUCUUCCCCAUGGCCAAGCGCAUGAUCACCGCCGCCAACGCCCUCAUCUUCUUCGGUCCCGACGUCUCCACCGACGCGACCUUCCUCGACGCCGCCCUCGAGUACCCCGAGCACCUCAUGGAGACCGCCGAAGCCCUGCGCCUGCUGCCCGGCUGGCUGGCCCCCUACGCCGCCCCGUACCUGAUGCGCCGCCACCGCGCAUUGCGCAUCCUGCUGGACCGACUCACCCCCAUCGUGGAAGGCCGCAUCCGCGACCCCGAGAGCGCCGCCAAGCACGCCGACUGCAUCCAGUUCUUCGUCAACGCGGCGGCGCGCAAGCACCAGCAGCGCGAGUGGCCGGCGCGCCGCAUCAUCCAGGUCCUGCUGGGGGUGUGGUUCGCCUCCGUCCACCAGCCCGCCAUGUGUCUGUUCUACGCCCUCGACGACCUGUGUCUGCAUCCGGAGUACGUGCCGGCGCUGCGCGCGGAGGUGCGCGCUGCCAGUGCGGCGUCGGGGGAGGCGCACGCACCGCGUCUGCUGCCCAACCCAGCGCACCUGCCGCUGCUUACGAGCUUCCUGAAAGAAUCUGCGCGGCUGCAUCCGACAGACUCGAUUUCCCUCCGUCGGAAGGUGGUGCAGCCGUGGGUAUUGAGUGAUGGGACCUCCCUCGCGAAGGACGAUGUGGCUUGUAUCCCGUUGCAGCCGAUUCUGAGGGAUCCAGCCCUCUACAGCAAUCCACUCACUUUUGAUCCGUAUCGGUUCAUCCGCAGCAGCCGCAGCCGCAGCAGCAGCAGCACCCAAAGACCCCAGAGUGAAGCCCCACCCCCAACCCACACCACCCCUCCGAAACACACGGUGGUGACAACAACAUCCGACUUCACCGACGCAGACGCAACCUUCCCCAUCUGGGGCCUCGGCAAACGCGCCUGUCCCGGACGGUACUACGCCUCGUUGCUGCUGAAGCUUGUGCUGGCGCAGAUCCUGCUGCAAUAUGAGGUGAAACUGCCCGUGGAGGGCAGUCAACGGCCCGAGAAGCGGUAUUUCUACUGGCGGUCGGCGAUUGUGCCCAAGGCUGGAGCGGUGUUAAUGUUUCGCGAGAGGGAUACGGUGGAGGCAUAG
Messenger RNA from Aspergillus saccharolyticus JOP 1030-1, 1770 nucleotides. Its product is annotated as putative cytochrome P450. Gene Ontology annotation, molecular function: heme binding; iron ion binding; oxidoreductase activity, acting on paired donors, with incorporation or reduction of molecular oxygen. The transcript has 4 exons. NCBI's taxonomy places the organism in Eukaryota, Fungi, Ascomycota, Eurotiomycetes, Eurotiales, Aspergillaceae. The record is from RefSeq and is a predicted model, not a curated record. The coding region runs from base 166 to 1770 and encodes 534 amino acids.